Archocentrus centrarchus (flier cichlid) is the source of this 1818-nucleotide messenger RNA. RefSeq names its product peroxisome proliferator-activated receptor gamma (gene pparg). Gene Ontology annotation, cellular component: nucleus. Gene Ontology annotation, biological process: negative regulation of transcription by RNA polymerase II; cell differentiation; fatty acid metabolic process. The record is from RefSeq and is a predicted model, not a curated record. Gene Ontology annotation, molecular function: nuclear receptor activity; zinc ion binding; DNA-binding transcription repressor activity, RNA polymerase II-specific. The transcript has 9 exons. Lineage: Eukaryota; Metazoa; Chordata; Actinopteri; Cichliformes; Cichlidae. The coding region runs from base 30 to 1694 and encodes 554 amino acids.
GUGGACCAUAGCGUGAGUGUGAGCUUGACAUGCAAACACCAAGCAGAGGUUUUACCCAUCAAACUGACCACAGCUUCUCAGUAGACAUGGUGGACACCCAGCAGCUUCUGGCCUGGCCUGUUGGCUUCAGUCUGAACACAGCAGACCUGCCAGAGCUGGAUGACAGCUCCCACUCCCUCGAAAUGAAACAUUUGUCCACGUUUGACUACGCCUCAAUUUCCUCCUCCUCCAUCCCUUCCUCCUUGUCUCCCCCGCUUGUAUCCUCCAUCCCUUCCGCUGCUGUGGCCUAUGACCUAAGUCCACCACAGAGUGAAGAACACCUGAUCAACAUGGACUACACGAACAUGCACAGCUACAGGACGCAACCAGACAUGCUCAAUUCCAUCAAGCUGGAGCCUGAGUCGCCUCCACAGUACUCUGAUAGUCCCGUGAUGUCCAAGCUCCCGGACGAUACGUCGACAGCAGCACUAAACAUUGAGUGCCGCGUGUGUGGGGACAAAGCCUCAGGCUUUCACUAUGGCGUCCAUGCUUGUGAGGGCUGCAAGGGUUUCUUCAGGCGCACCAUCAGGUUAAAGUUGGUGUACGAUCACUGUGAUCUUCACUGUCGCAUUCACAAGAAGUCGCGCAACAAGUGCCAAUACUGUCGCUUUCAGAAGUGCCUCAAUGUUGGCAUGUCACACAACGCCAUUCGUUUUGGCCGAAUGCCUCAAGCAGAGAAGGAAAAACUGCUAGCCGAGUUCUCAUCUGACAUGGAGCACAUGCACCCGGAGGCAGCAGAUCUGAGGGCUCUGGCCCGGCAUUUGUACGAGGCCUAUCUGAAAUACUUCCCCCUCACCAAGGCCAAGGCCAGGGCCAUCCUCUCUGGGAAGACUGGAGACAAUGUGCCUUUUGUCAUCCAUGACAUGAAGUCUCUAAUGGAAGGAGAGCAGUUUAUUAAUUGUAAGCAGAUACCCGUCCCAGAGCACCAGCAGCAACACCUGACCAACACUCUUCCAGGCGUACACGGAGGGUUCAUGGAAAUGCACCCAGUGUCAGAAAGUGACGUUAUGAGAAUGGCAACCGCCAUUGGACAGGGAUCAGCAGAAGCUGUGGAGCUGCGUUUCUUCCAAAGCUGUCAGUCACGUUCGGCAGAAGCAGUGAGAGAAGUGACCGAGUUUGCCAAGAGUAUCCCAGGAUUCAUUGAUCUGGAUCUAAAUGAUCAGGUUACUUUGCUGAAGUAUGGUGUAAUUGAGGUUUUGAUCAUCAUGAUGUCACCUCUGAUGAACAAAGAUGGGACCCUUAUCUCCUAUGGACAGAUUUUUAUGACACGGGAGUUCCUCAAGAGUCUCAGGAAACCUUUCUGUCAAAUGAUGGAACCAAAGUUUGAGUUCUCUGUCAAGUUCAACACACUGGAGCUAGACGACAGCGACAUGGCACUAUUUCUGGCUGUUAUCAUUCUCAGUGGGGACCGCCCAGGCCUACUGAAUGUGAAGCCCAUCGAGCAGCUUCAGGAGACGGUGCUUCAUUCGCUGGAGUUGCAGCUGAAGCUAAACCAUCCGGACUCUCUGCAGCUAUUUGCCAAGCUGCUCCAGAAGAUGACGGACCUGCGUCAGAUAGUCACCGAUCAUGUCCAUCUCAUCCAGCUGCUGAAGAAGACCGAGAUAGACAUGUGUUUGCAUCCGCUGCUGCAGGAGAUUAUGAAGGACUUGUAUUAGAAUUCAACAGGAGAAGAGGACGAUUACAGAAAGGGGUGAAAAAAAAAAUACAGUACUGUGCAAAAGUCUUGAGUUGCCAUUUCUUUAUGUUUUGCUUGAAAAAUGGGAAGUGGAUUAAUUGAAA